CAGCCCAGACAGCUGAAGGGAAGGAAGUCAUGGUGGAGGAGCUGGAGCCUGAAUUGUACCUGAAGUGGAAGCACUGCGAGACGCCAGGCGUGAAGACCCUGUGUAAUCUGAAGACACUUCUGAACCGGCUUCAGAAAGACCACCGGGAGGACGUCCACCUCUACAUCUCUGGACACCUGAACCCCAACAAGCUCUACCGGCCUCCUGAGACAGUCUUAGAGCACUGGCCCAAUGCCCACCGGCCCAAGGGGGAGAGUUCCUCUGAGGUGGGAGAGCUGCCCACAGGGAAGGUGGUGAGGAUGAAGGAGGCCCUGGCCCACUUCACCAUCCAUACGGCGCUGGUCCCCAGUGAGGCCCAGGACACCCCGCUGUUCAGGUACCUGAACCCCCAGGCCUCUCUUUCCCACACUUCAGAGGAGGAUCUCUUUCCAGUGGAGGCUCUCCGAGAGGGGAAGGAAGAAAAGAAAGGAGGCCCUCCCGGACGGGGCCCUCCUGGAUGGCGCAGGAGGGAAGAACUCCAGCUGCCCGACGUGAAGGUGCUGCAGUACCAGGAAGCCGGGCCCAGAGGCGCCAGGGACCGGCACCACUAUGUCAGCUCCUACCUGGCGGGGGCCACCAACGCAGACAGGUACAGGAUGUUCCUGUGUUUCCAGAAAGAAGUGCUCGCCAAGCAAGAUCUCCUGAAGAAUGACUUCGCUGGGAGCAAGGUGGCCGCGGGCCACGAAAGAAAGCUGCAGCGGGAGCUCCAGAAAAUUUGCACCUGCAGCCCUCAGCAGUUCAACAGACUGCACAUCUUUGGAAAAGUCUUUGAAGAUAUUUGUAACAGUUCUUUGAUAUUUGGUGAUCUCUUGAAAAAAGUUAAGGAUGAAUAUGAACUCUACAUGGCGACGCUCCUGGAGUCCCAGCCCACAGCACAGUACGAGGCUCUUCUGGCUCAACUCAAGGCGCUGGGGCAGAGGCCAGUGAAGACGGCAGACAUGGAUCUUGCCAGGGAAGAGCUGAGGACGCUUGUGAGAGCCACAAAAGCAGCCCUGGAGCAGAAUGAUAGACUCAGAAGUGAACUGGAGAUGGAGCUGGCAUUGCUGCAGUCUGCGAAGGAACGAUCAGAAUCAUCUGAGAAACAUAGAAUUGAUGAGAACCAACUUACUCUUAUUGAGAAGGUUGAAAAAAAGAGGUGUGAAAUACUCAGUAAGUGGGAUGAGAUACAAGCUCUGGAAAAAGAAAUUAAAACAACUUUGGUUCAUACUGGAAUUUCAGAUAUCACUGAGAAUAGGAUUAAAAGCAUAGAGCAUGAAGCUAUACAAUUGGAAACAGAAAAUAUGAUUUUAAAGAAGAAAAUAAAAGUUACUGAAAACCAUGUGAAGCAGAUCAUAGGAAAGAUCAGUGAAGAGGGGCAGGAGGGCCUUUGGAAAUUUAUCAAGGAAUUUGUAAAAUCAGAGGACACAGAAGAUAACGCUCAAGCAACCGAACAAAUGGCCAAUGAAAAUUCUUAACUUCCAUGUAUAUAGCAUGGAUAUUUGCAGAUGUAUAUACAUUUGUAAAGAUACAUUUCGUUUCGUCAGCUUUAAUCUCUGGUAAAAUUAAUGUGGUAUAUGUAUCUUACUCAGGACACUGAAAUACACACAAGCAUACACAUGAUUAGUUUCUACUGCUACAUACAUAUUUACAGCAAUACUAGUUCUUAACGUAUGUUUUACUUUCAUUUAAUAAUGUUCUACUGUGGAAAAUACUUUUGAUUAUUUGCUAAGAAUGAGGAAUUCAGCACUGCUUGAAUACAACUCAAAUUUGUUUAUUUGCCAACUCAAGUUUAUAUGUAUGCAUUUAAUAAAAUUGGAUAGUGAUUUAAU
Rhinopithecus roxellana (golden snub-nosed monkey) is the source of this 1847-nucleotide messenger RNA. RefSeq names its product chromosome 4 C6orf118 homolog (gene C4H6orf118). The transcript has 10 exons. The coding region runs from base 30 to 1493 and encodes 487 amino acids. NCBI's taxonomy places the organism in Eukaryota, Metazoa, Chordata, Mammalia, Primates, Cercopithecidae. The record is from RefSeq and is a predicted model, not a curated record.